CCCAACGUCAACAGGCCGGCAUUUCAGAGUUAGGAGCUGAUUCACGACGCAGACGAUCUCACAUCAAUGGUCUCGAUAUAUUUGCUAUAUCCCACUUGCUAGUUACCGUCGCCGCUAUGCCUGCGCCAGGCGACCAGCACAAUGGCGGGAAUAAUACGGCCAAUCCAUUUGAAGAAGUUAGACCACAUAUAUCCGAAUACACAGCCCAGGAGAUUGCAAGUCUCCAAAGCAGGUUACAGAAGCAAUUAGGCCCAGAGUACAUAUCAUCCAGAUCCGGCCCAGGAGGCCAGAAGCUACACUAUAUCCCAGCAGACAAAUGCAUCCAGCUUGCCAACGAAGUCUUUGGCUUCAACGGCUGGUCUAGUCAAAUCAAAGAACUUCAGGUGGAUUUUGUGGACGAGAACCCUACUACCGGCAAAGUCAACCUGGGUCUUUCUGUCAUCGUUCGGGUCAGCUUACGAGAUGGGACAUUCCAUGAGGACAUCGGCUACGGGCAUAUCGAAAACUGCAAGGGCAAAGCCGCGGCUUUCGAGAAGGCAAAAAAGGAAGGGACAACAGAUGCUAUGAAGAGAGCAUUGAGGAACUUUGGAAACGUCUUGGGGAAUUGUAUUUACGACAAGGAGUACCUAGCCAAGGUUACUAAGGUGAAAGUGGCGCCGACUAAAUGGGAAGUCGACAAUCUUUAUAGGCAUGGGACUUAUGCCACGAAGAAAGAGGAAGCAGCACCUGAUGUGCCGGUUUUAAAGCAGGAACCGGAUUUGAUUCCAAGCGUGACAGCUAGAGGGUCGUUUGAGGAUGAGUUUGAUGAUGGAGCAUUCGACGAGACUGACUUUACGUCUGCGUAUGAUCCGGAUUCCCACCCUGACGAGGUAGCGCUCCCAGACGUGCCUCCACCAGCGGCUCUUCACAUCAAUGCUGGCCGACCAGCCAAUGGACCCGGUCCAGCAGCAGCUGCACAGAACAAUGCUAUGCCGAACCAGGUCAGACAGCCUCAAGCCCGGCCACAGCAAAUGCAAGCUCCAUCCCGGCCGCAACCUCAAAACGGAGCGCGCCCCCCACAACCACGCCCACAACACCCAUCACAGCCCCAAACACCAAAUGGCGGCUUAUCAAGGUCCAGCUCCGGCGCCGGGCGCGGCAUAUCUCAGCCACCAACCGCGAACACAACCGGCGGCAUCCCCCAAGGCGCUGUUCCCGGCCACGGCCGAGUCCUCAACCAACCCAACAGACAACGAACCCCGCCUCCUCCCCCCAACGGCUCCGCAUCCCCCAGUUUCACGAGACCCUCAAACCCAGAUGCCGACACCACAAACCAACCCUUCCACCCCCCACCCGACGGCCCCCCCCCAAUCGGUUUCUUCUCCGCCAAAGCCGCCCUAUCCACCGACGGCCUCGCCCCCGACGGCCUCCCCAAAACCGCGGUGUUUAACCCACACUCCCAGUCCCCCUCCAUCCGCAAGACUCCCGGUAUCGACCACACGAAGACUAUUCCCGUGAAUAGGAAUUUUAAACAGGCACCACCAGCGGCGGCGGCGGCGGUGGCGCCGGUAGGAAGGGGGAAUAUCAAUGUGGUGAAUCCGCAGCUUGAUGCGACGAGGCGCGUGGGGGCGCCGGGGAGCCCGAGUCCGUUGGGGAAUAGGGGGAGUUAUAAGCCGCCUACUAUGGUGGGGAAGAGGGCGGGUGAUGGGGGUGGGCCGGGGGCGGGGGAGAGGUUGCCGUUGGGGGAGAUGCCGAUGAAUGGUGGGGUGGGGGGUGGGGGGGGGCAUGAGGUUAAGAGGCAGAGGAUGAGUGGGCCUUGAGGUGGGUGGAUGAGAUGAAUGAGGAGUCUAUUGUUAGGAGUUCUGCGGCCGGAAGGAGGGGGAAGUGUCAGCGGUAUGACGCUGUGCGUGACCAAAUCUGGCGUUUUUGGAAGGAAUCGGAUAUGUCUAAUGACCUUGUUGUGGAGAAGAAAAUGGAAAGAUAUCCAAGUGCCCAACUAUGACUGCUGUUUUGCUAGCGUUUCUCAUUGCAAAUUAUUAGACAACGCGGAAGAUACAUUUUUAUGACCGCCAGCUAGCCACACUGGUUUUGAAGUUGUCUAUAAUUAACUUUCUUUAUUUCUCAUUUGAAUUCAUGAG
Molecule: messenger RNA, 2117 nt
Organism: Pseudogymnoascus verrucosus
Lineage: Eukaryota; Fungi; Ascomycota; Leotiomycetes; Thelebolales; Thelebolaceae
Gene: RAD52
Product: DNA repair protein
Exons: 2
Coding region: 117-1799 (560 amino acids)
Biological process (GO): double-strand break repair via homologous recombination; double-strand break repair via single-strand annealing; DNA recombinase assembly
Cellular component (GO): nucleus
Source: RefSeq, a predicted model, not a curated record